Messenger RNA from Octopus bimaculoides (California two-spot octopus), 1809 nucleotides. RefSeq lists its product as uncharacterized. Lineage: Eukaryota; Metazoa; Mollusca; Cephalopoda; Octopoda; Octopodidae. The record is from RefSeq and is a predicted model, not a curated record.
AUGGCUUCAUACACUGCUACUUCCAGAACUACAGAGGGCCCGGAAAAAACGGCGACGCGCCUGGCUACAAACGCUGCUGCUACUGCUGCUUCCAGGGCUUCGGAGGGUCAGCAAAAAACAGCCAAUCGACUGACUAAAAACCCUGCGGUUACUGCUGCUUCCAGGGCUUCGGAGAGCCAGCAACAAACGGCCAAUCGACUGACUAAAAACGCUGCGGCUACUGCUGCUUCAAGGUCUUCCAAACGUUUGGAACAACGGGCGACUCGCCUUGCUACGAACGCUGCCGCUAUCACUGCUUCCAUGGCUUAUGAAGAUGCAGGUGGCCACUCCAUUACCAUUGCAAAUGUCGCUUCUGCUACUGCUACCGCACCUUCCCACGACCAACGUCCUACAUUGCAGCAGAACAGUCGACGACGACAUCCUGCCUACAGUGUGACGACUCCCAACAGCCAUUACUGGCACCUACGCGCUUUCAACUAUGAGCCAAACUUUCAUUACUCCAGCCGCGCUGACAUAAAUAUUGGAGAAAUGUGCUCUAAUUGCCAAUUCUGCAAUGCUAAAAUGUGGGCUGCUGAGCCACCUGGAAUGUGCUGCUUAAACGGUAAGGUCAGAUUGCCCCCUCUUCCCCAACCGCCACAGCCUUUGAAGGAACUACUUACUGGUUCUACCUCAAGUUCAUCCAAAUUCCUUCAAAUCAUCAGGAAUUACAAUUAUGCGUUUCAGAUGACUUCUUUUGGGGCUAAUGUUGUCACAGACAGUGGUUGGAUGCCUACUUUCAAGGUCCAGGGACAGGUGUACCAUCUCAUUGGGUCGCUCCACCCACUACCAAAUUGCAAGCCGUCAUUCCUCCAAAUUUAUUUCAUUUCAAAUUACAAUAGGCAACUUGAUGUGCGAUUUGGCAUUAUUCCACCACCUGCAAACACUGGUGCUGACACUUUUGACAGGGAUGUGAUGCUCAGUCUGCAAAACAUGCUUCAUCAGCACAACAGCUAUAUUCGCAGCUUCAAAUAUGCCUUACAAACAGCCCCUUCACCAAAAUUCACUAUUGUCAUAGAUGCUGAUAAAAGACCUUCUGGAGAGCACGCACAACGUUAUAACGCUCCUUCGUGCAAUGAUGUCGCUGUACUUCUCCACGGUGAACAGCACAAUAACCGAGUCAUAGUUAUUCAUAGCCGUGACAGAGGUCUCCAACGUAUUACUGAGACACAUCGUUCAUACGAUGCCCUGCAGUAUCCCAUUCUUUUUCCAUACGGGGAAGGCGGGUACCAUUUUGGCAUUCCUCAGCGAAAACCAAACGAGCCCACUGCUGCGACAUCCAAAACUGCUUCAUGUAUGGAUUUCUAUUCGUACCGCUUCAUGACGAGGCCUAAUGAUUUUAGCACCCUGCACAGGUCACGGGAACUGUUUCACCAGUUUGCAGUUGAUAUGGCUGCAAAGAUGGAGUCGGAGAGACUGUGCUUCAUUAGAUUGAAUCAGAAGAAGCUGCGAUCAGACUCCUACAUCCAUUUGCGUGAUGGCAUCAAUAAUGACGCUGACCCAAGGAACAUCAGCAAAAUAUGCAUUCUCCCCUCAACAUAUACAGGGGAGCCACGAUACAUGCACGAGCGAAGACAAGACGAUAUGACUUUCGUUCGGCACUAUGGACGCCCUGAUUUAUUCAUCACAUUUACAUCCAAGCAUUACGAAGCAAUCAGUGCGCAUACAUCUUUGUCCAAGGCUCUGAAAACCACUGAGGCUUACAAUGGAGAAGUUGUAUUAAAUAAUGCAUUUGGUAUCGCAGAAACAACACAGUUUGAAUCUCUGGAGUAA